Molecule: messenger RNA, 11910 nt
Organism: Myxocyprinus asiaticus (Chinese sucker)
Lineage: Eukaryota; Metazoa; Chordata; Actinopteri; Cypriniformes; Catostomidae
Product: anti-sigma-I factor RsgI2-like
Exons: 5
Coding region: 8792-10312 (506 amino acids)
Source: RefSeq, a predicted model, not a curated record
UGUAGGAAAUCAUGACCACUCACAUUAAAAUGAAGACUCCAGUCAUAUCAGUAACCUUAUAAAAGCUGUUUUAUUCUACAUGGAAAAGGUUCACACAUGGGGGCUGCCGUGUUAGAAUCAGAUGACCAGCCGAAAACUGCUCCCUUAAUCUCAGUAACUGUCCUGUUAUUUGACACCUUAACUCAUUGAUUAAAUAAUCAUGGCUGACUGUGAAUGCUAAAUUUAUACAAUGGCAUCUAAAAUUGAAAACUUUUGAUUUUAAAUGAUGCUGCAUCCAAGCCGCUAGGUGUCAGUGUAAGUCCAAGAUGACACAAAGACAAAAGUUACUGAGUGCAACUUUAACAACAAGAAAAGUGGAGGUGAAUGGGGCCAGUCCAUAAACAUUAAAAUACACUCUUUCAGGGGGACCUGGGUAGCUCAGCAAGUAAAGAUGCUGACUACCACCCCUGGAGUCUUAAGUUCGAAUCCAGGGCGUGCUGAGUGACUCCAGCCAGGUCUCCUUAGCAACCAAAUUGGCCCGGUUUCUAGGGAGGGUAGAGUCAUAUGGGGUAACCUCCUCGUGGUCGCUAUAAUGUGGUUUGCUCUCGGUGGAGUGCGUGGUGAGUUGUGCGUGGAUGACGUGGAUGCCUCCACAUGCGCUAUGUCUCCGUGGUAACGCGCUCAACAAGCCACGUGAUAAGAUGCACGGAUUGACGGUCUCAGACACGGAGGCAACUGAGAUUCGUCCUCCGCCACCCGGAUUGUGGCAAGUCACUACGCCACCACGAGGACUUAGAGUGCAUUGGGAAUUGGGCAUGCCAAAUUGGAGAGAAAAAAAAGAAAGAAAAAAAAAACACUCUUUCAAAAGUAUGCAUAACCACAAGAUGUAAACAUUAUGUGUGUUAACAUGAUUUUAGUGUGAUAAAAUCAGGGAUUUUUGCUUUAACAUUCCUUUUAAAUAUAUUACACUGUAAAAAAAAAUAAAAACAAUUUUGAAUAUGACUGAAUUAGACUGAUGAAUACAUCAGUUUUCACCAACAAAAGUAAUUUAUAAGAAUCUUCAGUUUGAAAUUGCUCCUUAAAGAGAUAGUUCUCAUCACCAUUCACUUUCAUUGUAUGCAAAAAAAAAAGAAAAAGAUGCAAUGGAAGUGAAUUGUGACUGAGGCUAACAUUCUGCAUCACAUCAGCUUUUUUGUUCCAAGGAAGAAAGUCUUAUGGGUUUGAAACAACAUGAGGGUGAGUAAAUGAUGAAAGAAUUUCCAUUUUUGGGCGAACUAUCCCUUUAAAUAACAACUACACUAUCCACUUUUUAUAGUGUUUAAAGAGAAAAGCUUUCAGUCAUUAUAGUAGGUAUUUAAAGGAAGAGAUAGAGAGAGGGUAAGAGAUGGGCAUGAGUGUAGGUGGCAUAUAGUGUGGUUAUCAACAUCAUUAAUCACACUCCUGUUUGGAGCCCUCUCAACCAUUCAUGAUGUCACAGGAGAAAGGCAGCCAAUCAGAUGCCUGUGACCAACCCCUGUCCUCUCAUUAUCUCCUCCUUGGCCAGCUUUGUAUACUCCAGUCAGCUCUGCUAGCAAAACAGACAAUGUACUGCUGAUACAAGCAGAGCAGAUACACCAAUGCAACAGAGCAAGGAACACAUCAAAUCCUGAGAGAGGAGGCAAAUAUUUACUCCUGACAGAGCCAGUAGAAGAAGGAAAAGCAAACCAACAAGAAAUCACCAGUGGCUUCCCUGGCUUGCAGCUCUGAGAUGGGCUGCUCAUCUGGCCGCUUGCCCUGCCAGCCUCCAACCCUGGCACAACUGCCCAUGCUGGACCCUGACUGCAGCCAACCCCAGGAUGGCACAGGACCGAUGCCUGUACCCAAAGCCCCGGAGGACCUCUCCACUCUGGAGCGGCUGGCCCAGGCCACGGGUGGCACUGAGAAGUCCUGGUACCGCUGCGUGUUUCCCUUCGGGGUCAUCUCUCUGGUGAUUGGCAUGGCAGGCACCGGUGUCACGUUCACAUUCAACACGCUGCCCCAGACUAAAGUGGUGUCCCUGGUACUGCUGGUUAUGGGAUUUGUCAUGUUGUUUAUAGCAGCUGCCUGCUGGAAGGUGCACAGGUCUAGGAGGAGAGAGAAGAAGGAAGGAGGCAUCUUCAGCUCGGAGCAGUGCACUCUGUAAAAAAGCACAUUAAUUCAUCCCAAACAUAUGAAGCACUUAACAAAGUAUGAAGACUUUUUAUGAUGCUCUGGAAAAAGACUGUUUUUCUGAAUACAUGUAGCUUGUCUCAGUUAAAGGGUAAGUUCUAAACUGUCGAACUGUAACAUUAUCUGCCCUUUCACAUUUGCUGAAAGAGAGUUUACUUCCCUGCAUUCUAUAUGUUCAUUCUGUUCAGUAAAAUGUUAUAAAGAAACAUGGUGUAACUUGCUGGCUUACUCCCCCCCACCCAUCUCUGGAGGGGAGAUGCUGCCCUUCCACCCGUUCCGCCACCCGAUGGUCCUUCCCGUCUCCUGAGAAUCUGAGAGAGAUGACGGGAGGGAGGGGGAGAGAGAAAGAGCAAGCAGGAGAGACAGAGAAAGGACAGACAUAGACAAGAAAAUGCCCUUCUUCGGCUCCCGCGGGCAUGCCGCCCACCUGGUCCUCAGCUGCUCCUCCGUCCCCUGGCGGACGGCAGCAGUUCCAAAACAUAAUGACACAUCGACGAACACACACACAGAGCGGUUGCGUGUGUCUCUCUCUCUCUCCUUGGCAUCCCCAGCUCCUCUUUGUCCAUAUCCCGGCUGAUUAGGCUGAUUCAGCUCCGGGCGUCCACCGUUACGGCCCGGCCAUGACUUCCUCCUCGUCAAACAUGGGACAAAGACCAAGGAGGUCCUUGUAUUGGUUUGUGCCUUGACUGUAAGCUUUUGUGCGUAUAAUAAUCCUAACUUGGAGAACUAUGGUCAGAUGAUCGGAGAAACAGGAGACUUUAAGUCUCCUGUGACCACUUGUGUUCAGAUUUGGAGGGGAGGGUCUCUGUUUCAUGACGACAUACAUCAAUCACUACGUCAGUGUGUUACUUCAUGAUAUUAAAGUGCAACAAUGUUAGAAAAGACAAAAAAGAGUGGGAAAAAAACCAGCGCGCUCUCCUAGAUGCGGUUGAAAUUGAAUCUAAGCACAAACGCAACAUGUCAAGCAGAUUUAUCUGUUAUUUUAGUGGAUUACCUGUAUUAAAGGAGCUUCAGGUGUUUGUGCUUCUUAUCUGACUUGAUAUCAGACACACUAAAGAAGAUCUGUGAACCUCUCGUUAUUGUGUAUGUAUCCGCUUUUUAAUAUGUUCCAAUCGGUUGGUUAUUUGAUUUUAAAGCCGCUUGUAAAUGGCCAAGUUUAAACUCUUGCUUUAGUGCAGCAGUUGAUUGACAGGUGAGGGGUGACACUUCACUGCUGCCGGGAUGCAAACAGGACAGAUUACUGUUUACACCUCAAAUGUGAUGUGGUCACAUGUGUUUUUGACCACAUUCGUAUGUGGUUUCAGUGAUCCAAUCACAAAACAUUUUAUACCCCAUUUAGACCUGUAUUUAGGGCUGACCACAUGUGAUCUGAUCACCCGAAACGCAUCUUAAUACCAGGUGGAAACAGGGCCAAAAUCACCAUUCACAUUCAUUGCAUAUUAUUUCCAUAAAAUAAAAGUAAAUGGUGACUGAGGCUGUCAUUCUGCCUUACAUCUUUUAUGUUUACGUACCAAAGAAAGGCAUACAUGUUUGGAAAAACAUGAGUAAAUAAUGGCAUAAAUUUCAUUUUGGGGUGAACUAUCCCUUUUAGGCAUUUAUGAGAAGAGAAAAUACAUUUUCGGAGUUGGGGAACACUGAUCAGAGGUCAUAAGGAUGCACAGCAAAACAAAGGAAAUCUCUGAGCAACUGACUGCAGAUAGAUCCUCCCCAAACUCACACCAUCGGUUGAGCAAAUGUUGGUGUGCCUGGGUGUUCGGGAUGCUCAAACAAAACACAGAAUAUGCCACGGUUUAAUGCAGUCUUUGCAAACAAGCUUUUGGUGAAGGAUGGAGCAGUGCCAACGCUUGAAUCCAACAGCCAACCUGAAACAUACUCAUGGCUGUGGGAGCAGACCCUAAUAAACCUACACAGGUGUGAAUGAAUCAGCGAGCUGUGUCAUAGUUAGCACUUUAUUAAAUCUGGGAAUUUCACCAAAUUGUAAUUUUAUGGUAUGUAUGUGAAUCUUAAUGGAAUAAUGUAAGCCUAUUCUCUUUGAAUAAACUACACUCUUCCUCUUGGGUACUCACUUUGCACACAUUAUUGCCUGUUUUCUGCGUCUAUUAUAAUCCUUUUAAAGUUAACUGUAUUUCAUAAUCUUUUUCCUUCUCCUUUUAUCUUCUCAUCUUUCACUCAACAGGAAACUGUUGUUAUGAUUACAGAUGAUUCUGUCUUGAUAAAUUAAAUUACACACUUGUAGAAUAUUUAAAUUUUGAGGUAAUUAAGUUUAAAGUGAAUGGCUAGGUUUGAAGAAAGAAAGACUCUUUUUCAUCCAGCCGAAUUUAACUGCUUGUUUGGUCUGAUGCAACUGCUGUAGAAUACAGAAAAAAGGACAUAGUAAAUAUCCAUAGUAAAAGAACGAAGUUAAAAUUCUCAUGGCUUCUGUAAUGUAGGUUGAUUUUUGUUAAUGUGUCUUUGGUUUCAGUCCUGUCUCAGCUCCACUGAGGGAACAGAAUUUGGAUCUGUGUCAACAUGAUUUACAACAAGCACAUGUCAGAUAUUUCUGUCAUACCACCUGAUCACACCAGCCUUUCGAUACAGAAGACAUUUUUCUGUCUCUCUGUCUUACGUCAUACCCCGCCUCCUUGUUUGCCCAUUUUUAGUUUACAGUGGUGGCCCAUGCAUUUUAAAUCUUGGCCUUCAGUGUGAUUCAUGCCAUUAAGAAAAAACUGUUUCACAAUGAAUAAGACACCCUAUGCCUAUGGACAUCAUACAUUACAUCGCAGCCAAAUAAUAAUACCAAUUGACAUUUUUUUAAAACAUCCACGCACUAAAGCCAAAACCAAGAAGGUCUAAUUCCAGGAAAAAGCUCUAAAAAUAUUUGCGAUCUAAAUGUUGCUUGCAAUAAAUUUUGUUUCGUCAGGGUACACGGUUACUUUUCAAAACUUGAUCCGACACUGAAUGCUCCAGCAGCCUAAUUUACACUUAGAAAACUCCUGAUGUUGCUAUAACAAAGCACUUACCAAUUUACUUGAAGAGAAAAUCAGCCCUCCUUUCCUGUUUACAUCUCAGGUUUUUAAAUCCACAAGGAUCUCUUUCUCAAUGAUGAUAGCAGCAGUGAUGACAGCCGACUUGUCAGCAAGAUCUCGCGCUCUUCGCUUUCAAAUUACUUGCAUCAUUUAAAGCGUGAUUGUGUCAUUGAAUGCCAGCUAGAAGGCCUGGGGCAUGUUCAAUCUCAAAACUGUGUGCACCGUUUUACUACGGUUUCUGGGUUGAAAGACAUGUUUCCUUGAAACGGUGUGAAACGGUGUGCAAAGAGCUUUGAGGUACGUUUUCUCUCGUUUGGUGGGUGUGUCAAAGGUGUUACCCAAUCAGCAGUGUAGGAUAUGAGAGGCAGAAUAAUUGCAGCAAUAUGAUUUGAAUCUAGGGAAAUCAGCCUUUUAAUCCUGAAAUUCCUCGAUGUCAUAAAUUAAAGGACUAGGCACCAACAAACCUAGUGAAGCCUGCCUUUGGACAAUAAAAUGGUCAAAGAGACUGAAACGGCAUGAUUUAAAGAAAAAAGGUAAUUGGUCAGAGAGGCCCCUCAGCAUGACCUUCUGAACUUCCACACAGAGCUAAAACAGGAUUCACUUUGAAAGGUUUCCUUGCAAAGACCCUCAGAUUUGCAUGAUUCUAAUACUAAGACAUUUCAUCUUAAUCCAGGAACAUUUCACACAAAGUCACAGUACGUUACUGAAGUUAACCCUCUGGAAUGCACAGAGUGCAUUUGGACCGAGAUAUACACCUGGCUAGAUAAUUACUUUAACCUGUGAUUACUUUUAUAAUUGACAAAUUAAUGAUUAUAGCCUGAUGUACCUUUUUAAAAUAUAUGUAGUGAUUUGUAAUCACUUCAAACUAACAAAUCGGUGAUUAUAAUCAUCAAUCUUGUAUGAUUCAUCUCAUUCUACUAAGAAUGGUAACUAUUCAAGGUAUAAUAUUUAUGAAAGUGUGUUAUGUUUGGUAUGUAAAUGUUUGCUUGUUAACAUAGAGAAUUUUGAUGUCAACAAAUGUCAUGUUUCUUGUAACGUUUUCAAGAUAUAAAAGUUCAUGAUUAAACAUUCACUAUUUUGAGCGGAAAUUCUCCACACAAAGGACUGUAAAUCACUUUUGAAAAGGACAGACCAGUUGACCAUGUGACUUUGAACAGCCACUUCUGAUUGGCUCAGAACACCUUUUGGGGUGCAGCCAAUUUCAGUUCAAAAGUCCUAAACAGGAAGAACACGCUCUCUCUUACACUUGCCGCUCCUGCCCUUCUUCUUCCUCCUUCUUCGGCCCUUGUGCUUCUUCCAGAUCCUCCGUGCCAUGUAGAGUCCAAGGAAAACUCAGGACACAUACGUCCCGAGGAAGCCUCUCACUCUCUGCUCUACGGGUCACACACCCAACAUGAGUUGCGAGUCUUCCUUGCAUAAGGCCUCGUUUCAAAGCCCACUUCAUCAUCCAACGAGACAACAACUAUCAGCAUUCAUAACAGAGGUCCAAAGCAUCGACGGAACGAACUUUCUACAAAGAGCCAAAGAACCAAGCAACGCAAGGAAACGCAAAGACAUGCAAGUACAUCUCCAGACUUUUGCUCAAAGUGCUGGUGUAUUAGUUAAAUACUUUGGGUAAUCUGACUGCAAAUCGAUGUAGACUCAAAGAAGGGUAAAUGGUUCUUAAGGCAUUGUCAACAGACUCCAUAAAGUUCAUUUUCUCUGUAUUGAUCAUUUAUUUCACAUUCUGUCACUACUCACCAACCUGUUUCAUGUUAUAUGUGUUAGAUUAGUUUUAUAUUUAGAAUAGCAAUAAAGUUUGUCUGUGUUCAAAGAUAAUUUGACUGUGGAAUAUUUUGAUAAAUAAUCUCAUCCCUGUUUUUAAAAGAUUUCGCUUCAAAGCCAUACCUAAAUAUGUGUAAUAUUAUUUUCAAUAAGCCAUGAGAAUAAUAUUACUCCAAUAAGAUAAUUAAUCAUAAUUCCCUUAUUAAAGCUAAUUCCUUACAAUAGAAAUUGUGAGCAGAUACAACAAAACGUUGUAUUACGAUUUUAAUGGUGGAGAAUUUUAUUCAGACAAAUAAUCUAUUUAUUUGUCAUUUAUCUAAUUUAUAAUGGUUGUCGAACGUGACUAAUUCCAUUAUACAUUUCCUUACAUAAUAAUGUAGAAUACGAACAGUUUAAAUUAAUUCCUAGCUCACACAUACGGUUUCCCUACAUAUAAUGGUGGGGGUACACGGGCAUUUUAACCCAUCCCGUGUACAUUUAUACAGUCAUUAUUUUCUUUGAAAAUUACUACAUAUAUUGGUGAAGGUACAUGGGCAUUUUAACCUAUCCCGUGUACACUUACACAUACCAAUAUUCCCUACAUAAUAAUGGUGGAGAAUGCAGGGAAAAAUCUAAAUUAGUUAUUUGUCGUUUUAUAUACACAGUCAUUCUUUCCUUUGAAUCCAGAAACAGAACAGAGAAACUACAGAAGUUCCGCGUUUGUGACGUAUAUAUUAUGUGUUGGUUUGUUGUCAUGACAAUGAGAGAGCUAGAGCUCAUAUUUACCUCCCUGUUAUAAGUUAAAGGCUGAACGCCGACUUCAGCGCUCAUGAAAAGAGCACAGAAAUUGAACUCUCUGAUUAAACAAACCCAGACACUUUCUGGAAUAAAGUUCCAGUUAAACUAAAGACUCCACGAAAGGAGUUUGAAAUUUCCCCUGCCAGGAGGAAGAAAUCUCCUUGUGAUGUUCCUCUAUCUCUUUCUAAAUGGCCUUAUUUAAUAGCUUGAUUGAUGACAUUGCGAUGUUCCAGUGCAUUCAACUAGUCUAUCUUCACUGUCUGUGGUUUAAUCAUUGAAGUAGAUGUUCGAUUGGGAUGUUCUCUGCUAUUCUGGAUGGCAAGGGCAGUGACUGUAACAUCGAGCAUAUUUUGUAGUAUUAAACACGUAUUUAAAUUGAUUUCAUCAGGCUCCGAAAAUUUUUCAAAAAGAAUGCAAAGAAUGGCCUUCUCAGCUGCCAUAGUUGCAACACUUGCGUAACACAACAGGGUGUUCAAUGCACCACCGUUUCUGUUUAAAUAAACAUUUUGCUAUGUUUUGUCGGGGCUGAACGUGCCCCUGGACUGGGACAUAUCCUAAAGACCUCACCCACAAGAACAAAUAAAUCAAUCUGACUGGCUGAUGAAUCUGACAAUCUGACUUUAGACGCCUCUUCACUGCACUACUGAGGGAUUCUGUAGAAAUUCUGAAGGCUUAACGGGGUGGAGCUCUGUCACGUCUAGAUGUGUUUUUGUUCAUGUCUUUUAUUUUAAAGUUUAGUUCCUGUUCCUGUUAAGGUCAUGUGAUUUCAUGUUUCCCUCCAUUUUCAUGUGUUUAUUGUCUUGUUACCUUGUUAUCAGUUCUGUCCUGUCAUGUUUCUCCAUUGUCCACGUAUUUAAGCCUCAUGUUUGCCAUUGUCCACUGUCGGGUAUUGUGAAUGUACCUUUGCUGGAUUGUUCAUGUCAUGUCAAGUCAAGUUUAUGUUUUUGUAUUUUUUUCAUGUUGGGAGUUACGGUUUUUGGAUUUCACGACUGAUAAUAAACUGCACUUCAUCACAGAUCAUCGUCUUCAUCAUCUGCCUAUCAUUGCCAGCAUCAUUACAGAAUACCUGACCAACCAAAAUGAACCCAGCAAUCCAGCUUCUUCAUUUUCACCAGGGGAAUCGAUCCCUGGAAAAUUAUGUGGAGGACUUCUGCGCACUGGCCUGCCAGGUGGACUUUAAUGAAGUCGCCCUCAAGGACAUUUUCCGGGUGGGACUGAAUGAGCCAAUCUCUUCCCUGAUGCCUGGUGGUCACAGUCCCCUCAAUCUGGCUCAGUAUAUUGACCUUGCCCUGCAGAUAAGUUGUUCUAUGUUCACUGUGGGGGAGACGGAUGCUAAGCCAGAGUUCCACAUCAUGGCCGCCAAGCCCGAGUUCCACGUCAUGGCCACCAAGCCAGGGUCCCAUGUCAUGGUCGCCAAGCCAGGGUCCCACGUCAUGGUCGCCGAGCCAGGGUCCAAAGUCAUGGUCCCCGAGCCAGGGUCCCACAUCAUUGUCGCCGAGCCAGGGUCCCACGUCAUGGUCGCAGAGCUUGUGCCACCUUCUGCCCCGGAUCCUGAGUCUGCUCCAUGCCAUGUCACAGCCACGCCAGAGUCAGCUCCAUGCCAUGUCACAGCCACACCAGAGUCAGCUCCAUGCCAUGUCACGGCCACGCCUGAGUCUGCUCCAUGCCAUGUCACCACCACGCCUGAGUCUGCUCCAUGCCAUGUCACAGCCAUGCAAGAGUCUGCUCCAUGCCAUGUCACAGCCAGGCCUCAGCCUGUUCCAUGCCAUGUCACAGCCACACCAGAGUCUGCUCCAUGCCAUGUCACAGCCAUGCCUCGGCCUGUUCCAUGCCAUGUCACCGCCACGCCUGAGUCUGCUCCAUGCCAUGUCACAGCCACGCAAGAGUCUGCUCCAUGCCAUGUCACUGCAACGCCUCAGCCUGCUCCAUGCCAUGUCACAGCAAUGCCUCAGCCUGCUCCAUGUUAUGUCACAGCAACGCAUCAGCCUGCUCCAUGCCAUGUCACAGCAAUGCCUCAGCCUGCUCCAUGCCAUGUCACAGCCAUGCCUCGGCCUGUUCCAUGCCAUGUCACAGCCACACCAGAGUCAGCUCCAUGCCAUGUCAUAGCCACGCCAGAGUCAGCUCCAUGCCAUGUCACAGCCAAGCCAGAGUCAGCUCCAUGCCAUGUCACAGCCACGCCAGAGUCAGCUCCAUGCCAUGUCACAGCCACGCCUGGGUCUGCUCCAUGCCAUGACACCGCCACACCUGAGUCUGCUCCAUGCCAUGUCACUGCCACACCUGAGUCUGCUCCAUGCCAUGUCACAGCCACGCAAGCGUCUGCUCCAUGCCAUGUCACAGAACGCCUCAGCCUGCUCCAUGCCAUGUCACAGCAACGACUCAGCCUGCUCCAUGUUAUGUCACAGCAAUGCCUCAGCCUGCUCCAUGCCAUGUCACAGCAAUGCCUCAGCCUGCUCCAUGCCAUGUCACAGCAACGCCUCAGCCUGCUCCAUGUUAUGUCACAGCAACGCCUCAGCCUGCUCCAUGCCAUGUCACAGCAACGCCUCAACCUGCUCCAUGCCAUGUCACUGCCAUGCCUGAGUCUGCUCCAUUCCAUGUCAUAACCACGCAAGAGUCUGCUCCAUGCCAUGUUACAGCAAUGCAAGAGUCUGCUCCAUGCCAUGUCACAGCAACGCCUCAGCCUGCUCCAUGCCAUGUCACAGCAACGCCUCAGCCUGCUCCAUGUUAUGUCACAGCAACUCCUCAGCCUGCUCCAUGCCAUGUCACAGCAACGCCUCAGCCUGCUCCAUGCCAUGUCACAGCAACGCCUCAGCCUGCUCCAUGUUAUGUCACAGCAACGCCUCUGCUCCAUGGUCCAGGCCCGCCUCUGCUCCACGGUCCAGGCCCGCCUCUGCUCUACGAGCCAGCGCUCACACCUGCCACGGCCAACGAGUCAGCAUCCACGCCUACCAUAGCCAAGUCAGGAUACUGCCGUACCAUGUUACCACGUCAUGCCAUGUAGCCACGUCAAGUCGCCAUGCCCCCCUCCCUCCAGCUCCAUCUUGAACUCUGUGUUUUUGUUUUGGGGUGUCGGGAGCCGCCCCUAGAGGGGGGGAUAUGUCACGUCUAGAUGUGUUUUUGUUCAUGUCUUUUAUUUUAAAGUUUAUUUCCUGUUCCUGUUCAGAUCAUGUGAUGUCAUGGUUCCCUCCAUAUUCAUGUGUCUUGCUUUCAUUGGUUUAUUGCCUUGUUACCUUGUUAUCAGUUCUGUCUUGUCAUUGGUUAUCAUUGUCAUGUUUCUCCCUUGUCCAUGUAUUUAAGCCUCAUGUUUGCCAUUGUCCAUUGUCAGGUAUUGUGAAUGUAACUUUGUUGGAUUGUUCAUGUCAUGUCAAGUCAAGUCAAGUUCAUGUUUUUGUAAUUUUUUUCACAUUGGGAGUUACGGUUUUUGGAUUUCACGAUUGAUAAUAAACUGCACUUGGGUUCAUCACACAUCAUCGUCUUCAUCAUCUGCCUGUCAUUGCCAGCAUCGUUACGAGCUCAGAUUCACGCGCUGCUACAGAAGCGCUCUGCUUUGGGCAUGAGAUUUGUGACACAGUCAUCACGCUUCACUUGUAAGGAUCAAGGAAUAAAUUCUGAUUUGAUAAACUAUUCGUUGUUUGCUAUUAAUUUUUAUAUGAAUUAGGAGUGAAAAAUCUAUUGAAAAUAAAUGAGCAAAAAAGAUGAAUGAGAAUGAAUGGAUGAAAAAAUAUCUGUUUAUUAGAUGCAGAGAAGGCUUUGGUGGCCCUGAGAAUUAUUAGUCACACCUGCCCUGUCUUGUUAACCUGUUGAUUUCUCUGUUUAUUUUAGUCUCCUCAUGUGUGCUAUCCGGUGCAAGUUUGUCUUGUGUUACACAAUCAGUCUUGUGUCUCCAGUUGGUCUAGUUAGUCGGUAUUGCCUGUUUGUUGGUUCUGUUCUUCAUCCCAUCCCUGUCUGGUCCAGUUGGUCCUGGUUUCCCAUUUCCCUCUGCCCCAGCCCUGGAUUACUCGUUUUCCCCGACGGGGUUGUUUUUGUUUGUUUUUUUAUUUAUUUUUAUAUAUAAAUACAUUUUUUGAAUCUUUCUUGUGUCCUGAGCCUCAUCAUUCCCUACGAUCAUGGCAGAACGAACUGGCCAAGAUGGACCCAGCAGAGAUUUUUUUUUUAUGGUUCUCCUGCUCACCAGCAUGCAGAGCACGCCAAGAGGCUGCGC